Molecule: messenger RNA, 3227 nt
Organism: Neoarius graeffei (lesser salmon catfish)
Lineage: Eukaryota; Metazoa; Chordata; Actinopteri; Siluriformes; Ariidae
Gene: atp1a1b
Product: ATPase Na+/K+ transporting subunit alpha 1b
Exons: 22
Coding region: 76-3147 (1023 amino acids)
Biological process (GO): intracellular sodium ion homeostasis; sodium ion export across plasma membrane; potassium ion import across plasma membrane
Cellular component (GO): membrane
Molecular function (GO): P-type sodium:potassium-exchanging transporter activity; ATP hydrolysis activity; ATP binding
Source: RefSeq, a predicted model, not a curated record
GUUUAAAGUGCGUGACUUUCUUUUAAUCACAACAAGUCUUGGGAAAGUUGGAACUUCAGCGGGUGACAAGCAAAGAUGGGACGCGGAGGAGGAGGACGAGAUCAAUAUGACCUGGCAGCAACGUCAGAGCAAACUGGGAAGAAAAAGAACAAGAACAGAAAAGAUAUGGAUGAGCUGAAAAAGGAAGUGGAUUUGGAUGAUCACAAGCUGAGCUUAGAUGAGCUUCAUCGUAAAUAUGGUACAGACUUGAGCAAGGGCCUUACAACUUCACGUGCAAAAGAAAUUCUUGCCCGUGAUGGCCCCAAUGCUCUCACUCCUCCACCUACCACACCAGAGUGGGUGAAGUUCUGUAAGCAGAUGUUUGGAGGCUUCUCCAUGCUCCUGUGGACUGGCGCUGUUCUCUGCUUCUUUGCUUAUGGUAUUCAAGCUGCAAUGGAAGAUGAACCAGCCAAUGAUAAUCUGUAUUUGGGAGUUGUGCUUUCAGCUGUUGUCAUCAUCACUGGUUGCUUCUCGUACUACCAAGAGGCCAAGAGCUCGAAAAUCAUGGACUCCUUCAAGAACCUGGUGCCCCAGCAAGCUCUGGUUAUCCGCGACGGUGAGAAAAAGCACAUUAAUGCUGAGGAUGUGGUUGUGGGUGAUCUGGUGGAAGUAAAAGGUGGAGACAGGAUACCAGCAGACCUGCGUAUCAUUUCUGCACAUGGUUGUAAGGUGGACAACUCAUCUCUUACUGGGGAGUCAGAACCUCAGACUCGCUCUCCAGAUUUCUCCAAUGACAACCCUCUGGAAACCAGGAAUAUCGCUUUCUUCUCUACCAACUGUGUGGAAGGCACUGCACGUGGUAUUGUCAUCAGCACUGGCGACCGUACUGUCAUGGGCCGAAUUGCCACACUUGCUUCUGGUCUUGAGGUGGGUAGGACACCCAUCUCUAUUGAAAUUGAGCACUUCAUCCACAUCAUAACAGGCGUGGCUGUCUUUCUUGGAGUUUCCUUCUUCAUCCUCUCUCUUAUCUUGGGCUACACCUGGCUUGAAGCAGUCAUCUUCCUCAUUGGAAUCAUUGUUGCUAAUGUGCCUGAAGGUCUUCUUGCUACUGUUACUGUGUGUCUCACAUUGACAGCAAAACGUAUGGCAAAGAAGAACUGUCUAGUGAAGAACCUUGAGGCUGUGGAAACUCUGGGUUCCACAUCAACCAUCUGCUCAGACAAGACAGGAACCUUGACCCAGAACCGUAUGACUGUUGCACACAUGUGGUUUGACAACCAGAUCCAUGAAGCUGACACCACAGAAAACCAGAGCGGAACCAGUUUUGAUCGAAGCUCACCCACCUGGACCUCCCUGGCACGCAUUGCUGGUCUUUGCAAUAGAGCUGUUUUUUUAGCAGAGCAAACUGAUGUUCCUAUUUUAAAGAGAGAUGUUGCUGGAGAUGCCUCAGAGUCUGCCCUCUUGAAGUGUAUUGAACUUUGUUGUGGAUCUGUGAAAGAGAUGAGGGACAGACAUACAAAAGUGGCAGAAAUCCCCUUCAACUCAACUAAUAAAUACCAGCUCUCAGUGCACAAGAACCCAGAUUCUGCAUCAGAUUCCAAAUACUUGCUUGUAAUGAAAGGAGCACCAGAGAGAAUUCUGGACCGCUGCAGUUCCAUAAUGAUACAAGGAAAAGAUCAGCCUCUGGAUGACGACAUGAGAGAAGCUUUUCAGAAUGCUUACCUGGAGUUGGGAGGGCUUGGAGAGAGAGUACUGGGAUUUUGCAACUUCUACUUGCCUGAGGAACAGUUUCCAGAGGGCUUCCAGUUUGAUACAGAUGAUGUGAACUUUCCUACUGAGAAUCUAUGCUUUGUUGGUCUCAUGUCCAUGAUUGAUCCCCCGCGUGCAGCAGUGCCAGAUGCUGUGGGGAAAUGCAGGAGUGCUGGUAUUAAGGUUAUAAUGGUCACUGGUGACCAUCCGAUUACAGCUAAGGCUAUUGCCAAAGGUGUUGGGAUUAUCUCUGAGGGCAACGAGACUAUAGAAGACAUUGCUGCACGCUUAAACAUUCCUAUCAAUGAAGUCAAUCCAAGAGAUGCUAAAGCAUGUGUGGUCCAUGGUGGAGAUCUUAAAGACCUUAGUCCAGAACAGCUAGAUGACAUCCUAAAAUACCACACAGAGAUUGUGUUUGCUAGAACCUCCCCUCAGCAGAAAUUGAUCAUUGUUGAAGGGUGUCAGCGUCAGGGAGCCAUUGUAGCUGUUACAGGUGAUGGUGUGAACGAUUCUCCCGCGCUGAAGAAAGCUGAUAUUGGUGUUGCAAUGGGUAUUGCUGGUUCGGAUGUAUCCAAGCAGGCUGCCGACAUGAUCCUUCUUGAUGACAACUUUGCAUCAAUUGUGACUGGAGUUGAAGAAGGCCGGCUGAUCUUUGACAACCUGAAGAAGUCCAUUGCAUACACUCUGACCAGUAACAUCCCUGAGAUCACGCCUUUUCUGCUCUUCAUCAUUGCUAAUAUCCCUCUGCCACUGGGAACUGUCACCAUUCUAUGUAUUGAUCUUGGAACAGACAUGGUUCCAGCUAUUUCCCUGGCAUAUGAAGCUGCUGAGAGUGAUAUCAUGAAGAGACAGCCCAGAAACCCCAAAACAGACAAACUAGUAAAUGAAAGACUCAUUAGUAUUGCAUAUGGCCAAAUAGGUAUGAUACAGGCGCUAGCUGGAUUCUUCACAUAUUUUGUCAUCCUGGCUGAAAAUGGGUUCCUGCCAUCAAGACUACUUGGAAUCCGUGUGCAUUGGGAUGACAAAUAUAUAAAUGAUCUUGAGGACAGCUAUGGGCAGCAGUGGACAUAUGAACAGAGAAAGAUUGUGGAGUUCACCUGCCACACUGCCUUCUUCGCCAGCAUUGUGGUUGUGCAGUGGGCUGACCUGAUUAUCUGCAAGACCAGGAGGAACUCUGUCUUCCAGCAAGGAAUGAAGAAUAAAAUCCUCAUUUUCGGACUGUUUGAGGAAACUGCUCUUGCAGCUUUCCUGUCUUACUGCCCAGGGAUGGAUGUGGCUCUGAGAAUGUAUCCGCUCAAACCCAACUGGUGGUUUUGCGCUUUCCCAUACUCUCUCCUCAUCUUUAUUUAUGAUGAACUCAGAAAGCUCAUCCUCAGGCGCUAUCCUGGAGGCUGGGUGGAGAGAGAGACAUACUAUUAGAGCAUCAUAUCACCAGAACUUGAGUCUUUUUGUUUAGUGCACUGAUAGUUUUACUACUCUGAAUUUUAACCUCUUUACAC